Mercurialis annua (annual mercury) is the source of this 1415-nucleotide messenger RNA. Its product is annotated as E3 ubiquitin-protein ligase PUB23-like. Gene Ontology annotation, molecular function: ubiquitin protein ligase activity. Bases 77 to 1294 code for a protein of 405 amino acids. The record is from RefSeq and is a predicted model, not a curated record. Lineage: Eukaryota; Viridiplantae; Streptophyta; Magnoliopsida; Malpighiales; Euphorbiaceae. Gene Ontology annotation, biological process: protein ubiquitination. The transcript has a single exon.
CGGUUCAAAUUUAGCCAACUGCACAUCCAUCAAUACUCCUCCUCUAAACUUCAACUUUUUCUUUUGGUUGAUAAUAAUGGAAAUCGAGAUUCCAUGCCAUUUUCUUUGUCCCAUUUCUCUCCAAAUAAUGAAGGAUCCCGUUAUUGUAUCCACCGGAAUCACCUUCGACAGAGAGAAUAUUGAAAAAUGGUUAUUUUCUUGCAAGAACAAUACUUGCCCCGUCACGAAGCAACCUAUCUUGAUCCAUGAAGAUCAUCUCACCCCGAAUCACACUCUUCGUCGAUUGAUCCAAGCAUGGUGCACUCUCAAUUCAUCUUACGGAGUCGAGCGAAUCCCAACUCCGAAACCACUUAUGGAUAAAGCCCAGAUUGAAAAACUCAUCAGUGAUGCCAAAGCAUCUCCGCAUUUGCAGCUCAAAUAUCUGAAGAGGAUUAGAUCGAUCGCGCUUGAAAGCGAAAGGAACAGAAAUUUACUCGAGUCUGCUGGUGCAGUUGAUUUUUUGGCUGCAACUAUAAAGAAUGUUCAUGAAUCUGAUGAGUUCGCAACGGCAAGUGAUGAGGCAUUGAGUAUUCUUUUUCAUCUCAAGAUGUCGGAGUCCAAAUUGAGGUAUCUCAUUUCGAAAAAUGGAGGUGAGUUUUUAGAGUCGUUAAUGCAGAUCAUGAAACACAGUAGCUAUCAAUCUAGAGCUUACUCAACAAUGUUGUUGAAGUCGAUUUUUGAAGUGGCCGAUCCAAACCAGCUAAUUACUCUGAAAGCAGAAAUUAUGAAAGAAAUAGUUUAUGUUUUACGAGAUCAAAUCUCACAGCAAGCAUCAAAGGCGGCACUGAAGUUACUUGCAGAGGUUUGUCCAUGGGGAAGAAACCGAAUCAAAGCCGUAGAAGGCGGUGCAGUCAGCGUUCUCAUCGAGCUACUCCUCGAAACGUCAGAUAAGAGACACUGCGAACUUAUACUAAUCGUUUUGGAUCUGCUUUGCGGAUGUGCCGAGGGACGAGCAGAGCUGUUGAAUCACGGAGCGGGGCUUGCGACAGUGUCCAAGAAAAUAUUUAGGGUUUCUCGGGUGGCAAGCGAAAGGUGCGUGAGAAUAUUAAAUUCUGUGUGCAAGUAUUCUGCAACCCCUAGAGUUCUUCAAGAAAUGGUGCAAGUUGGGGUGGUGGGCAAGUUGUGUUUGGUGGUGCAAGUGGAGAGUAAUUUGAAAAGUAAAGAGAAAGCUAGAGAGAUUCUCAAGUUGCAUUCUAGGGUUUGGAGUAAUUCUCCUUGUAUUUCUUCUCAUUUAUUAUCUUCUUAUCCUUCUUAAUUGUAUAUAAAUUGUUUCAAAGUAAGAAAUGUUUAAUUUUUGUUUAUGAGAAAAUGUGUAUUAGUCAUAUCAUGAAGACAAAGUUGAGUUAUACAAAGUGGUUAUUGAUUCAAUUGUUGAA